AUGAGCGUUUUGAUGUUCUUGAACGACGGCGACGACGCGAGUUGGCCGUCAGACGGGGCGAUCGAGCGGUACAGAGAUCAGAACGCCGGCGACGAACGAGCCGUGAAAGUGUUCGAUAGCCGGUCGGGUCCGAAGUCGGUUGUGGACGCCGUGGACCGGGAAUUCAAGUUAUCGGAACACCACGGCCACGGCGUCCGGUUGGUGUUGACCGGUUACCGGGACCCGGCGUUGGCUAAGCGACUGUACCGGGAACGCGGAUUACCCGUGCACGUGGUGUUCUCGACCGUGGAAAUCGCGGACGGCGGCGAUUGGUCCGACGCGUUCUGGUCGGACCAAGGCAUCACCAUGUCCGGAUGGAACUGCCCGGCCGGUGACGACGAGAAAGACGACCUGGACAUGAUCAGCCAAGUGGUGCAAUUCGUCAACGACCUGACCUACGAUUACCGGUGGUACGUCCGUGGCCUACGCGACAUACCGUCGGCGGCCGACCAAGCCCACGUGGACUGCGUGGACGGCGUGUACGCGUCCACCAUGGAUACUUUCGGCGGCGGUGUCGAGGCCGUCGAACCCGUUUUGGACGCGAUCUUAGAACAGCUGUGCGGCGCGGCUUGUAUAGACCCGGCGGCGGCCGUAGACUACAACCGGUGGACGUUGGCGUCUGGCGUGGUCGAGGAAGGCGACAAGGCGGCCGAAGACGGAGCUCGCUUGGUGGCGUUCCGCAAUGACUGUUCCGCUACGGCCGCGCUCGAUUACACCCGACGGACGACUCGAGUGGCCGCGUCGUUUGCGCACGCGUUUUGGCACGAUCACUCCGUCAUCGCGGCCACGUCCGCAGGCCGCACACUGGCCGCGUGCUUGAUCGAAAACCUUAGGGCCGCGGCCGACGCGGAAUUGGCCGAACUGUCAGCCGAACAGUUUGCGGUGUGCCUGACCGCCAAGUUCAUAGCCACCAGACGUUGGCGGCGGACGGCCGGUGACUCGUCCGUGUCCUUAUCCACGGCGGCACCGAGCCCGUCAUUCUUCCGGCCGGAAAUCCGGGAACGCUGCGAGCGGUUUUUGGCCGUGGAACACUUGGUGGAUUUGAUGGCCGCCGGCGAUGACAACAACUCGUUCGUUCGGAGUCACGUGGAACACUUAGAACCGCACGUCUUGCCCCAAAGGCUGGUAGACUACGUGUCGAGAUACUUUGAAUACGAAGUCCGAUACUUCGAACUCGCCGACACGCUGGUGUUCAGAUUCACGGACGGUGAACGCGGUCGAUUCGUCGAGCAGAGUCACGUGCACAGGUUUGCAGGGCCCAGAAAUUUCAAAGAGUUCCAUGCUGAGGCGUUUCGGACGAUAGACUUUAAGAGCGGCAGUCGCGGUGCUGACCGUCCGUUGGCGGUGACCGAUCCAAACGUGUUUCGAUACCGGGAAUUCGGUUACGUCGAAGCGUCGGAUUUCGCGGUUCGCUACGUGUCGGCAACCGGCGAUAUCAAAAUUCGAGCAGAAAUGUACGAAUUGCGCGACGACGACGAUGACGACAAAAGUGCGGUGGUAGAGUGCGAACAGCGGUACCGGAUGAAAGUGGAAUGUGGCGAAUUUUGGGUGACCGUUCACAGUGUAGUGAUGACAAACUAUGACGUUGACGGUGACAAAGAUCGGCAAACCGAGCUGACCGUCGGUCUAACCGAUGGUACCGUGGUAGCGGUAACCCGAUCACCCGGAGAUGAUUUCUGCGUUACUCCACGGACGCCCAACGAUCCCGCAGACGACCUCGGUCAACGAUACGAGUGGUCGGACGGCCGGCCGGUGUUUGAGUUUUUCGACGACGUGGCCACCGUGAACGCUGCUGGCGGCACGUGGAUUUCCGUUGACUUCGGGCGAGCCGACAAAUUCGUGUGCGCGACGUGCCUGUCUGACGGCGCCCGUGUCCGGAUGACGAUGACCCGGCCCGCCGUACAUUUUUGCCACAACUCCGAGUCCGGAGAACCGGUGACCGACAAGUACUUAGUGUGCCGCAGAGACCUGUCCGGUUACGAAUUCGUCGACGACCACGAUUCAGGGCAGACGGUCUGUCGGACCCGCGAGAGUUCCGACCACGGAACACCGUCGCCGGUGACGGUAGUGAGGACGCUGACUCGAAACCGGUUCGACCACCGAAUGGCCGGAUUGAUGGACAAGGCACUGUCCGAUCACUUAAUGACCAUUAAAACGUUGGCCGACCGAUUAAACUCCGGACUUCCGGAAAACGAUAGCCAUGACGUCGACGAGCUAGACGAAUUAUUACUGGACGAACCCCGCGGGAGCACCUCCUUCGUUUCUCAUCUGUCCUUAAACGUAUAA
This is a messenger RNA of Rhopalosiphum maidis (corn leaf aphid), 2325 nucleotides long. RefSeq lists its product as uncharacterized. Lineage: Eukaryota; Metazoa; Arthropoda; Insecta; Hemiptera; Aphididae. The record is from RefSeq and is a predicted model, not a curated record.